Molecule: messenger RNA, 1542 nt
Organism: Pseudozyma hubeiensis SY62
Lineage: Eukaryota; Fungi; Basidiomycota; Ustilaginomycetes; Ustilaginales; Ustilaginaceae
Exons: 1
Coding region: 1-1542 (513 amino acids)
Biological process (GO): plasma membrane lactate transport
Cellular component (GO): plasma membrane
Molecular function (GO): secondary active monocarboxylate transmembrane transporter activity
Source: RefSeq, a predicted model, not a curated record
AUGAUCGACCCAACUCACGGCCUCUUCAAGCUGCCCACCAAGGAGCAGCGUAGGAUCGAGCGUAAUGGAGCACCGCUCAACCCUAUCAAGCUCGCCCUGAUGCUCACUCCACUUCAGGGUCUCAUGUUCUUCUCCGGCUGGCUCGCCUGGACCGUCGAUGCCUGGGACUUUUUCGCCGUCUCGCUCUCCGUCACGGCUCUCUCCAACCAGUUCCAUCGUCCCACCCGCGACAUUACCACCGCCAUCACCCUCACACUGCUCUUCCGUUCCGUGGGAGCCGCGAUCUUCGGCGUUUUGUCCGACAGGUACGGACGAAAAUACCCCUUGGUCAUCAACCUCCUCAUCAUCGCCGCUCUUUCUCUGGGAUCUGGUUUCGUCCAGACAUACCAACAGUUCCUCGCUGUUAGAUCCCUCUUUGGGCUUGGAAUGGGGGGAAUUUGGGGCAUGGCGACGGCCACGGCCUUGGAGAACAUGCCUGCCGCUCCCAGAGGUCUGUUUUCGGGUAUCUUGCAACAAGGUUAUGCUGUAGGAUACCUUUUGGCGGCUUCGGUCAAUCUGACGUGGAUUCAGAGGUCGCACAACUGGCGCAUCCUCUUCUUCCUCGGCGCAGGACUCUCCGCUGUAGCCGCUGCGGUUCGACUGCUGCUUCCCGAGUCGGAACUGUUCCUGCGUCAAAAGGCUCAGCGCGAGGUUUCGGGUGCCGUCGGACAGAGCAAGGCCAAGGUGUUCCUGACCGAGCUCAAGGAGAUGCUCAAGACGCACUGGCUUCGAUGCAUCUACGGCAUCCUGCUCAUGACCGGAUUCAACUUCCUCUCGCACUCGAGUCAGGAUCUUUACCCUACCAUCUUGCAACAGUCGAAACUUCUCACGGCGAAACAAGCUUCGAAGGCGACCAUCAUCUCAAACUGCGGUGCCAUCACUGGUGGUUUCCUCGCCGGCUACCUCUCGCAAUACCUCGGACGACGAUUGACCAUCAUCCUAUUCGUCGUCAUCACGGGAGCGUUGAUUCCUGCUUGGAUCCUGCCCCACAGCUUCAGCGCGCUGUCUGCCGGCGCCUUCUUCUUGCAAUUUGGUGUCCAGGGUGCAUGGGGUGUUGUGCCCAUCUACCUGUCCGAGAUUGCUCCUCCCGCAUUCCGUGCUACGUACGCCGGGUUGGCAUACCAGCUCGGUAACGCUGCUUCGUCUGCUUCGUCCCAGAUCGAGACUGUCGGUGGAGACCAUCUGAAGGAGCGCAACCCCAAAUGGCACCCUGGAUCUCCUUCCACCGUGGAGGAGUUCAUCCCUGCCUACGCCAAGGUCUCGGCCAUCUUGCUCGGCACUGUCUGCGCAUACCUGCUGAUCGUCGUCACAUUCGGUUGGGAGUUCAGGGGUGCAGAGUUUGAAAAGGCUCUGCCGGCAACGAUCCCUGGUGCGGGUGAACAGGAUGGUGCUCAGAUGGAGAAGGAGGCCAAGCGCGAUGUGAGGGACGCUUACGACGAGGACAGCAUCGAGCACGUUGGCGACCGCCGUGACAACGCUUCGGACGACGGAAAGAAGUUCUAA